This is a messenger RNA of Clupea harengus (Atlantic herring), 1659 nucleotides long. It is a transcript of the gene ppp2r2aa, whose product is annotated as protein phosphatase 2, regulatory subunit B, alpha a. Gene Ontology annotation, cellular component: protein phosphatase type 2A complex. NCBI's taxonomy places the organism in Eukaryota, Metazoa, Chordata, Actinopteri, Clupeiformes, Clupeidae. The record is from RefSeq and is a predicted model, not a curated record. Gene Ontology annotation, molecular function: protein phosphatase regulator activity; protein binding. The transcript is spliced from 10 exons.
ACGCCCUGACGUCAGAGCGGGAAGACGUUGCGCCAUUUUGAAAGUGCAGUGGAGUGAGUAGGCUACUCUUGGUUACAGAGUUUGAAAGUUUUGCCGUUUCUCUAUUGAUGAAAAGUAGCGAGAGCAAUUGAGCGGGGUACUAAAGAGAGCCUUUUCAUUGAGUUAACUCGCUGUGCAGUUACUUUGUUUACCAGACUUUUCUUGUGGACAUUUUACUCCACCAAGCCCGGCAGAUUGGUACGGCAAGGACUGAAACUCAAGACUGACAUUCCCUCUCAGCAUGGCAGGUGCUGGUGACGGGGACAAUGAGGUCCAGUGGUGCUUCUCUCAGGUCAAGGGGGCGUUUGAUGAUGACAUCGCUGAAGCUGACAUCAUCUCCACAGUGGAGUUCAGCCACUCAGGGGAGCUGCUGGCCACUGGAGACAAAGGAGGCAGGGUGGUCAUCUUCCAGCAGGACCCAGAGAGCAAGAGCCAGCCUCUGUGUCGAGGGCAGUAUAACGUGUACAGCACCUUCCAGAGCCACGAGCCUGAGUUUGACUACCUGAAGAGUCUGGAGAUCGAGGAGAAGAUCAACAAGAUCCGCUGGCUACCCCAGAAGAACGCGUCCCAGUUCCUGCUGUCCACAAACGAUAAAACCAUUAAGCUGUGGAAGAUCAGUGAGAGAGAUAAGAGACCUGAAGGCUACAACUUGAAGGAGGAAGAUGGACGUUACAGAGAUCCCAGCACAGUCACUGCUCUACGGGUACCCAUAUUCCAACCCAUGGACCUGAUGGUGGAGGCCAGUCCACGGCGAAUCUUUGCCAACGCACACACCUACCACAUCAACUCCAUCUCCGUCAACAGCGACAACGAGACCUAACCUGGUCUGACCGACGGACCGGCGCCGGUCAACCUGCUGGAACCUGGAGAUCACCGACCGCCAGCAUUCAACAUUGUAGACAUAAAGCCGGCCAACAUGGAGGAGCUGACGGAGGUGAUCACUGCGGCCGAGUUCCACCCCCACGCGUGCAACACCUUCGUCUACAGCAGCAGCAAGGGCACCAUCCGCCUGUGUGACAUGCGCGCGUCAGCGCUCUGCGACCAGCACUCCAAACUGUUUGAGGAGCAGGAGGACCCCAGCCGCCGGUCGUUCUUCUCGGAGAUCAUCUCCUCCAUCUCAGACGUCAAGUUCAGCCACAGCGGGCGCUACAUGAUGACCCGAGACUACCUGUCCGUCAAGAUCUGGGACCUCAACAUGGAGAGCCGGCCGGUGGAGACCUACCAGGUGCAUGAGUACCUGAGGAGUAAGCUGUGCUCGCUGUAUGAGAACGACUGCAUCUUCGACAAGUUUGAGUGCUGCUGGAGUGGAGAUGACAGUGUGGUGAUGACGGGCUCCUAUAAUAACUUCUUCCGGAUGUUUGAGCGGGGCGGGCGCCAGGACGUGACUCUGGAAGCAUCGCGGGAGGUCAGCCAGCCGCUCAUGGCCCUGAAGCCACGCCGCGUGUGUGCAGGCGGAAAACGCCGGAAGGACGAAGUGGGCGUCGACAGUCUGGACUUCAGCAGAAAGAUCCUGCACACCACCUGGCAUCCCCAUGACAACAUCAUCGCCGUGGCUACCACUAACAACCUGUAUAUUUUCCAAGACAAGCGUUAACGGGCAUUAACAACUACUUUUGAUAC